This is a messenger RNA of Juglans microcarpa x Juglans regia, 663 nucleotides long. RefSeq names its product protein BOLA1, chloroplastic. NCBI's taxonomy places the organism in Eukaryota, Viridiplantae, Streptophyta, Magnoliopsida, Fagales, Juglandaceae. The record is from RefSeq and is a predicted model, not a curated record. The coding region runs from base 74 to 388 and encodes 104 amino acids. The transcript has a single exon.
UCGCUCUUAUCUUUAGCCCCGUCCUUGAGCGCGAUAAAAAGCGGAGAAGCAAGUCAAUAAAGAUUUCAGAAAGAUGGGUUCGAGAGGGGCGAAUUUGGUGCUAUCGAGGGCCAAUAGAAUGAGGGCGAAGUUGCAAUCGGCCCUGGAAGCGACGGCUGUGGAGAUCGACGACGUGUCGUACCAGCACGCCGGCCAUGCCGCUGUCAGGGGCACUGCGGAUAGCGAGACUCACUUCAACGUUAAGAUCGUGUCACCGAAGUUCGACGGGCAGAGCCUGGUGAAAAGGCAUCGUCUUGUCUAUGAUGCGUUAGCCGAUGAACUUCAAUCUGGACUACACGCGGUCUCUAUUGUGGCCAAGACACCCCAGGAAGCCGCCGCCGCCAAAUAAAGCUCCGUUGAAAGAGUUCUGAAGGUUAUAAAACUGGUGAGUUAAUGUUGAGGUAGUUUUGUUUUGUUCAGAAGCCAUUUUUCAAAUGCGAUAUCAACUUCCCAUCUAUAAUGGAAUGUAAUCUUUUCUCAAUAGUUAUUCCUGAUGCUUGGAAUAAUUUUCAGAAACACACUGUUUCUCUUUUAGAUUUUUCUAUCCCUUUUCACAUAUAUUGUAUAUUGGAUGGUCGAGGUUUAUGCAUUCUUCGUUUUUCUCUAUGAAUAAUCAGUUUUCCA